This is a messenger RNA of Lycium ferocissimum, 3833 nucleotides long. RefSeq lists its product as uncharacterized. The transcript has 8 exons. The coding region runs from base 22 to 3408 and encodes 1128 amino acids. Lineage: Eukaryota; Viridiplantae; Streptophyta; Magnoliopsida; Solanales; Solanaceae. The record is from RefSeq and is a predicted model, not a curated record.
UUUAUUAGCAGAGAGGCAGCCAUGAAGAGCCGGUCUCACCGGCUUCCCGCUGCUAAUCCACAAGAUGACUGGGUUGAUGGUUCAUGGACAGUGGAUUGUGUGUGUGGUGUGAAUUUUGAUGAUGGAGAGGAGAUGGUGAAUUGCGACGACUGCGGUGUGUGGGUACAUACACGUUGCGUGCGCUAUGUCAAGAGUGAGAAGCUAUUUGCAUGUGAUAAGUGUAAGAAUAAAGCCAGGAGGAACGAUAGCGAAGAAACUGAGGUUGCUCAGCUCCUUGUUGAGUUGCCCACCAAGACUCUCACGAUGAAUCCUCCAUAUCCUAAUACUCUCACUACCCGAAGGCCCUUUAGGCUUUGGACUGAUUUGCCUAUGGAGGAAAGGGUUCACGUGCAAGGUGUUCCCGGUGGUGAUCCUGCUUUAUUUUCUGGCUUAUCAUCUGUAUUUGGUCGUGAAUUAUGGAAAUGCAGUGGCUAUGCUCCCAAAAAGUUUAAUUUUCAAUAUAAGGAAUUUCCUUGUUGGGAUGAUGAAACAAGGGAGGCCCAUGAUAAUACCUCUGACAAAGGCCAUGAGAUGACUACUAGUAAUGGUGCUGGUGCUUUAUUCUCCUUGUCAAGGGAAAACCGCUUGUUUGCACCAGUAGUUAACCCUCUUUCUGAGAAGCCUGUUAUCAAGUCCAACGGUGCUAUGGAUUCAGAUGCUACUACUCGCUCAACCAAUGAUGUGAAGAAGGGCACAGGUUUAUUGGGUCCUAGCUUGAUACAAGGCAACAAACGUAAGAAAGAAGAGUUUGGGAUAUCCAAGGACCAAAGUGGUAAGAAGAAGUCUAAGAUCGUUGAAAAGGAGGGUUAUCUUAAGAAAGAUGCACAUGCUUCUAGACCAGACAGAGGCCCCAUGGCUGUCAAGACAGAUAUUCGGAGAACAAAAUCUGAAAAUUCACGGGAAGUUUUGGCUGCUGUUGACAUUAUGGAAGGACCUCGUGUACUGGACCAUGACACUACAAGCUAUUCUGACAUUCCAACUUCAAAUGAGCGCUUUUCAAAAAUUGCAUCUUAUGAUGUAUCUAAACGCUGCUCAACAAGUGAAGCACAUCCCCGGGAAGACAAAAUUAGAAACCACGUUCCUGUUAGGGUUGAGGACCCUCCUAUGGAGAAUAAUGGAGCAGCAACAAAUUUAGAGCGGAGUGAUUCUGCUAGUUUACCUAUGACAGACGCGGUUGUUACUAAUGCUACCAAGGAAGAGGUUGCGGUGCUAAGUAAUGGAAGUGAAUCACAAAUGGCGGAGCCCAUGAUAGAAAAUGUUACAUGUCUUGGUCCUAACAUUAAAAGGCACCCAAAUGUUGAAAGUUCAAGUAAUGACAAGGUUAUUUGCUCUUCAGAACUCGAGGUUAAAUUGACAGCCGAAGUCCAUGCUGAUCAUGCAGACCUUGAAAUUCAACGUUCACCUCCAAGUGAGGGUAAGUUGGAUAUAGCAAAAUCCUUGGCAAAACCUGCAGGGACAUCUUCAGGGUGCUUGUCUGAGAAAGCUGAAGAAAAUAUUACCACUAUAGUCAAUUCGGAAUGUAGUGACUGUAACUUAGAGGAAGGCAGUAGAAGGGCAAUGAUUGGGAGUAAUAAUACAGCUAAUACUGAUGAAUCACCCAGUGCUCUCUGUCAAUCUAAUCAAGAACCUGAGAUUUCUGAAGUUGCAGUAGGAGCAAGGAAGAGUUCAGGACACAAACAAAGUUCAAAACCUGCUGAAGAUGCACCUAGAUCCAGUUUAGCAGUCACAACCCCGUUAUCAGCUCCAAACCACCGCAAAGUAGUUCUAUCCAUGGGAAAAUCAUCUUCAGGUACAACCAAGUCUUCUGCUCCUGAGAGUCGAACAUCCACGAAAGCUCAUAAUCAUGAUUCUAAUGGUAGACCGAGAGGAAUGUCUGGGAGCAAUCUUAGUGAUAAAAGAGAGAGUUCGUCAGUGGAUGCAGGUAGGGAUGAGGAGAGGCGUGAAAGACCGAGGAAAAUGGUGAAAGAGGUCCCAAAGUCAUCAGUUGGUUCGGCAUCGAAGACAUUGCAGUCGACCAAGCUCUCUCAUGCUCCUGUGAAGAAAACAGUAUCAGAAGCAAAGGAUUCAGUCCCCAAUACUUCUGCUAAAGCAUCAACUGCGCGUAGUAACCCUGCUAGUUCACGCUCUGCAGAGUCUUCUACUUCACUGCAAAGUGAGAGUGCAGCACAUAUACAGAAUAAAGCUACAGGUACACAUUUGACACAAAAAGGUGAAAAGAUAAACCAACCAAGCUGCCAACCAUCUUCUAAAGUGAAUACACACCUGAUGCAUCCUCCAUCUUCAUCAUCUCCUGCAGCACUAAGUGAUGAAGAGCUUGCUUUACUGCUUCAUCAAGAACUUAAUAGUUCUCCCAGAGUUCCUCGAGUGCCACGGAUGCGUCAUGCUGGUAGCUUACCUCAGUUAACCUCACCAACAUCUACAAGUAUGCUAAUGAAGCGAACAUCUAGUGGAGGAAAAGAUCAUGGUUUGACAUUUAGGAGAAAGUCAAAGGACAUAGGCAAAGAUGGUUCAAACUGUUCUCAGGAGGUGGUUCAGGAAACUAAGAAAUCUGAUAGAUCAACUUCUCCUGGUUGUAGGAGAGAAGAAGAUUCUAUUAUUAGGAGAGAAGGAGAUGCUGGAUCAGCAAAGAAUGUGCAGUCUCUGAGGAAGAGUAACACACUUGCCUCCAGUACUUCUGCAAGUAGUAGUUUAUGUUCCCCAAAUGAGGCAAAUGAGAAGAACCUGUCCCCAAUGCACAAUUCAUCAAGUGCUGCUGCUGCUGAUGAUGCAAAAGUGGUUGGACAUUCUUCACAUCAGACAUUACCAGGCUUGCUUGCUGAGAUUAUGAGCAAAGGUCAAAGAAUGACUUAUGAAGAGCUCUGCAAUGCAGUUCUUCCGCACUGGCCCAACUUGAGGAAGCACAACGGAGAACGUUAUGCAUAUUCAAGUCACUCUCAGGCUGUCCUUGAUUGCUUGCGGAACCGAAGUGAAUGGUCUCGCCUGAUUGAUCGAGGUCCCAAGACCAGUACAACUAGGAAGAGACGCAAGCUUGAUGUUGACUCUCAGUUUACUGAAUCGGAGGAUAAUGAAGAUUCCAUGGAUAGAGCUGCAAAAAAUGUCAGGAACAAGACUUUUGAAUCAAAGCAGGAAGAGUUUCCCAAAGGCAAGAGGAAGGCAAGAAAGCGCAGGCGAUUGGCUCUUCAAGGAAGAGGCAUAAAGGAUGUGAGGAGGCGGCAUAGAGCUGAGGUUUCCAGUGAUGAGGAGAUUGGCUCAUCCUCUGAAUCUGCUGGGGACAGCAUGUUCAGCGAAGAUGAGGUACAAGGUGGUGAAACUUCUCCUGCUGGAAAUGAGGCUUCUGCUAGCUCUGAUGAGAGAGCUACCAUGUCAUAAUUUGUGUUAGGUGCUUUUUUGUUUCUUGGGGUGUUUAAUACUUGACAUCUAUCAUUAGAAAACUGACUCACAGAUCUUGUUCAGUGGGGAUAACUUUCUAUGCCUCUGCAGAUUGUUGCGUACGUGAGGUUAUGGCACUAGAGUAAAGUCAUUGUUUAUAGGAUGUUUCAUGAUUGGUGACUUUGGCCAUGUCGUGUGCCAGUCCUACUGGCAUGUUUAUAGGUUUGUGCCAGUUGCCAGUUGAUGCCCUAUGAGUUAGUUAACAAGAUUCAUGCACUGAAUUGUAGAUGAAAGUCCUGUGGAAGCUGUAAGCUGCUGUAAAUAGUUUAGAUGCUCCACUGCAGAUUUUGUUCGUACUCCUGAUUGUUUUGUAGCUUCUGUAGAGUGAAUUUUGACAUUGAUGUUAUGCCCUUGUUUUUUGUUGA